Molecule: messenger RNA, 688 nt
Organism: Mercenaria mercenaria
Lineage: Eukaryota; Metazoa; Mollusca; Bivalvia; Venerida; Veneridae
Exons: 3
Coding region: 67-456 (129 amino acids)
Source: RefSeq, a predicted model, not a curated record
UAAACAUUAUAUUAUGAUCUGUUUAUCUUUUUUUUAGUGUAAGAACAGUUACUGCAGUAUGCAAAUAUGGCGACGCCCUUGAAACUUGCGACCCGCAGAGCUAUUCCACAGAUCUGGUACAGUCAAGUCCGUCAUGGUCAUAAGUUUAGAACAAAGAAACCACGGCCAAAGCCAAUGGAGCGGCGGAUAUUUGAAGCAGUCACUGCACCAAUUAUAGAAAAGCCAAUGCCUUAUUUGAGAUUUUCAUGCCGGGAUCCAGCAACCUCACAAGUUAAAGAGGAAAAUCCAUAUGAGCAGUUUCUAAUCCGUCAGUUGAGGAAGACAGUGGAACAGAGUGAAAUGAUUAUCAUAUGUCACCGAUUACCGUGUAGUUCUGUACGCCUCCGAGAGAUCAAAAUUGAUUUGAAACUGAAAGAUCUGUAUAUGCAUGUACUAAAUAACACACAUAUGGGGUAAGUUUGGUGACAUGGUUUAUGUUAUUCUCCUUCAUACUUUAGGGGAAAUAACAAAAGUAAACGUGUGGUUUUGAAAUUCCUUUUAGAAAAAUAUGUGAUUGUCCAUCUGUCACACUUCCUUGUUUACUGAGGUCAAAUUUUCAUCAGAUUCAAAAUAAACUUAGUAUCUGUCAUCAACAUGAAUAGGACAUGUGCAUACUGUCAGGAGUUAUAAAUUAUGUUAAGUUGCAUGU